AUGGCGGUGUGCGCGCGGCUGUGCGGCGUGGGGCCGGCGCGCGGGUGCCGGCGGCGCGGGGCGGCGCGGGAGCAGCGGCGCGGCGGCGGCGCCGCCGACAGCGAGCCCGACACCGACACCGACCCCGAGGAGGCGGGCGGCGGCGGCGGCGGCGCGGCGCGGCGGGAGGAGGGCGAGGAGGAGGACGAGGAGCGCAUCGAGGGCGCGCGGCCCGCGCCGUCCCCCGCCGAGGCCGGCCCGGCCGCGCGGGCCUCGCUCUCUCUCCUGGAGCUGCCCCCCGAGCUCCUGGUGCAGAUCUUCGGCUCGCUGCCCGGCACCGACCUGCCCAGCCUGGCGCGGGUGUGCACCACCUUCCGCCGCAUCCUCCGCACCGACACCAUCUGGCGGCGGCGCUGCCGCGAAGAAUAUGGUGUCUGUGAAAACUUGCGGAAGCUGGAGAUCACGGGAGUGUCCUGUCGAGAUGUUUAUGCCAAACGUAUAAACCCACGAGUGAAGUCGGGGCGUUUUAUGAAAAUCCUUCCCGACUACGAGCACAUGGAGUACAGAGAUGUUUACACCUGCCUGCUGCACCGAUACCGACACAUCUUGGGAUUAUGGCAGCCAGACAUUGGACCCUAUGGGGGACUGCUGAAUGUGGUGGUAGAUGGUUUGUUCAUCAUUGGGUGGAUGUACUUGCCCCCUCAUGACCCUCAUGUUGAUGAUCCAAUGAGAUUCAAACCUCUCUUCAGGAUUCACCUCAUGGAGAGGAAAUGUGCCACAGUUGAGUGUAUGUAUGGCCAUAAGGGACCUCACAAUGGCCAUAUCCAGAUUGUAAAGAAGGAUGAGUUCUCCACAAAAUGCAACCAGACAGAUCACCAUCGAAUGUCAGGGGGAAGGCAAGAGGAAUUCCGGACGUGGCUGAGGGAAGAAUGGGGUCGAACGCUGGAAGACAUCUUCCAUGAACACAUGCAAGAGCUCAUCUUGAUGAAGUUCAUCUACACCAGCCAAUAUGACAACUGCUUGACAUAUCGACGCAUCUACCUCCCUCCUAGCAGCCCUGACGACCUUAUAAAGCCAGGUCUCUUCAAAGGAACGUAUGGGAGCCAUGGGCUGGAAAUCGUCAUGCUGAGCUUUCAUGGAAAGAAAGCCAAGGGGACUAAAAUCACUGGAGAUCCCAACAUCCCAGCUGGGCAGCAGACUGUGGAGAUCGACCUGGCACAUCCUCUUCAGCUACCUGAUAUCGAGAACCUACGUGAUUUUAGUGAGCUCUCUCGCAUCGUCCUUGAGGUCCAAGAGCAGGUACGCCGGGAGGAGCAGGAGGAAGAACAACGGCAGGAGGGAGAGGACCGUUCCCAGCAAGCUGCUGCCCAGCCCACUGUGCAGCCCCUGGAAGGAGAAGGUGCCAAGGGGGAAGAGACUGUGGCUGAAGCUGAAGGGACAGUUCAGGACAAGGCACCAGAUUCCCAGCCCUUCGUGCUACCCAUGGGAGUCAUAUCGAGGAAUGAAGACUAUCCUAGGACCUGCCGAAUUUGUUUUUAUGGGACGGGGCUUAUUGCUGGCCAUGGCUUCACCAGCCCUGAGCGAACACCAGGCGUUUUUGUUCUCUUUGAUGAUGAUCGUUUUGGGUUCAUCUGGUUGGAGCUGAAGUCCUUCAGCCUCUACAGCCGGAUCAAAGUCUCGUUCCAGAAUGCCGAAGCGCCUUCCCGUGAGGCUUUUGACGAAAUGCUGAAGAACAUUCAGUCACUAGCUACUUGACGGGUGAUUUGUGAUGGACAGGGCUAGGGGUGGCAAAGGCUGCUGAGCUCCCCAGCCAGGGGUGGGACGGGGUUUCCUUGCUCUCAGUACCUCUGAAUAAAAGCAUGCACUUUUAAUAAAGCCUUUUUACCCCAAAUGUACACAUCCCUGUUAAAAUAUCCAUGACUGCCAUUUCCUCCCUGCCUCUUCACAUUGCUCCCUGGCAGUCCUUGUUAUCCAGUCUGUAACAUAGCUUUGUAUGGCUGAAGGGAUCCUGCAGAGGAGGAAAUAGAGCUUUCUUAUUGCAAAAAGGAUAUAUCAGAACAAAAAUAACUCAAGGCCAAAGUUGGAUCAGAAAAGUCUCUAGCUGACUGGCCUGAAGGAAGCCCUCUGCUCUGUCCAUUAGCAGUCUCCCAUGGAGGAGACCUUCCUCAGGGAGGGAACUUAUUUAAGCUUUUGCUGUGCUCUAGGCCAGUCUGUUCUCCUAGGAGGCUUGCUUUCCUCUCCCGAAAACCUGUGUGGCUUCCCCACUACAGACUGGCUGGCUGCUUAAUGAUUGAUUGUGUCAGAAGUGACAAAGCAUGUCCUCCUCUCCAGAAACCUUUCUCUGGGUGCAUCACUGCCCAGAGAAGCUAAUGUAAUGCCUGUGUCCUUGACUUAAAAUUGAAGUGAGUGGUUUCCUUUGAGAAUUUCUCUCACCUUGGCAACAAGAGGAGGAUCCCCACUGUAAAUGACAGUGUGUAGCUGUGCCCUGGCUUCUGAAGCUUGGUGGCUAUGUUGUUGCUGGGGCUUCAGGUUUGUGUCUUUCCUUGGGCACAGAGGAGAUAAUGGGUCUUUGUUACAGGAGCUAGGACAGAACUGGAAAUGAGCAUGAAGUGCAUAAGCUGGUGCAUUUUGAGCUGAUUUUGUACCUGAAAGUUUUCCUCGGAUCUUCUGAAAUGGGCUUAAAAGCAUUGGGAAGGAAGAAAAAAAAAAAAAAAGGCUGCCCUAGCUGAAACAAGUCCAUAUGCAGCCUGAUGACUUCUGCCUGCAAUGGGUGACAGAAACUGUCAGCUGUCACUGGUGCUGAUGUGACCCCAGUGACAUGUCAUUCUUGUGUUAGGUUGCCUUGCACAGUCUGAAGGAGCAUCGAGGGAUUCUCUUAAUGUUGCUGUGGCUUGUUCUGGCAUCCUUUACGGUUGGUGCUGACAGGUGGGUGAUGCUGAUCAGCUCGCAAGACCCUUCUAUCCCCUUCCCAGUCUUGCUGCGGCUUUUCCCCAGACAAUGGCAACUCGCACAUAAGGUUCCCGUGCUUAAUUUCUUCCCGUGAGACCUGUGUUGUGUGUGGUGGAUCUUAGCUCCCGUCAGAAGUCUGGGUGACAGGGCAGGGAGCCGUUUUCCUAUGGACUCUGAUGAGCAGCAGGAAAGCCUUGGCCAGUGCUAACCACCAACUGUGAAUUGUGCCAUGAACCAUCUCAACAUUCGCAUCCAUGCGUUUUGUUGUUAAGCCUGAGUAGGAAGAGAUACUUGUGUAGAGAGGAGAGAGCAGUUUGUAAGGCAAGUCUUGGCUGUAGGCAAAAUGUGUCACUUGUCCCAGUUGCUCUCUGGCAACGAUGAGCUCUGGAGAGUCUUCUCUUCCAGCCCCCAGCAGCUCCUCUGCAAGGAUCAACUUGUCUAACAAAACUGCCUUUGCAUCUUCUGCAGGCCUUGGUGUGUGAAUGGCUGCGCUCGUGUCAUGCCAGGGAGGAUUUGGGCCCCUUCCACAGAGAUGUUCACGUCACUGCCUGGUUUCACUGACUGCGAGAAGCUUUUGUUUUCACUCUCAUAAGGGUUUUUGCCAUCUCUGGCUCUCAAGCAUUCCCUGAAGCUGUGUGAGAACCAAGUCUCCAGUAGAGAUUUUGAGCAGAAGGCUAUGUCACUUACAGGAUUCAUUCCUGUCUCUUUGGAUAGAGGUUUCUCAAACCUCUGGGAAUUUGAAGGUGAUUUGGGGCACUUUUUUCUUUCCUUCGUACUGCUUUGUCAGUAGUGGAAAACCUGCCUAUGUCGGAGGAGAGGAUCUGAAGGGCUGUUACCUUCCCGGUGAAUGAGAUAUAAAAAAUUAUUUCUGAGCAGCCUGUUAGAUGUGUCUCUGUGUCAGCAGAGGGAAGAGUUACCUUGGGUCUCACCCCAUCAUACAGGCCUGGGAGAGCUGCUGGAGGCAAAGAGAGACAGUGGCAGUUCUCUGAUCGUUGACUUAUGGGCAGAGAGGUGACCUGAGGCUUUUUCCUUUCAUGUCCCAGUCACCUGGAAAAAAAAAAUCCUGAAGUUUUGUGUAACUGUCUUAACAGUUUUUGCUUUUCUCUUUUAAAAUAAGGUUGAAAAUCCAGUCUAUUGAACGCACUAUAAGCACUUGAUCCGAGCCCUGAGUCACUCUCUCAAGUACAGACACUGACUCUGUAGUCAGUCUCCUCCCUGCAACUUGCUUUGUCUGGUUGGCUGAGUGUGUAAAGGCAGCGUAAGCGUGAUUCACUAACGUGUCAUAAAAUGAUUUUAGAAGCUGUAACCUGCUGCUUUAGUUGCCCUUUAUGACAGGAGUCUGCUGGCAAGUGCAAACCCACGGAGAGCAGAAGGCGGGAGUGUUGCGUGCAGUGUUGAUUAGAGGUCUGCUUAGGCGCUUGUGCGAGAUCCUCUUGGUUGGCUGUUGGCGCUUGUUGUGCAUCUGCUGUUCUCCAGGCUGGGGCGGUUCCUCUGCUUGUGGCUUGUCACUUCCAGACCUUUUCAGUCGCAGUGUUAAGUCUCUUCUGAGACACGGCUGGCUGGAGAGAAGGGCUGCAGGCUGCACAGAAGGGCUGGUUGUGCUGCAGUAGCUUUUCACAGAUCAGCUUUGCCCUUGUAGAAGCUUCCUUUUAUUUAUAGUGUACCUGAUUGGCCUCAAAAUGUCAGAAUGUACUAAUCCCAAUUAGAGGCCAAACUGCUGGUACAUUGUGGCUUUAUUCUGUCUAGAGCAAAGACAGCAAAAAAUGGCAAAUUCUUAUUAAUGCUCCUCCUUUUUCCUCUCGUCUCACCUUCCACUCCUCAAAGCCUGGUAGGCUUUUGUGGCAUUUCAGAAGAAAAAUCCCUCUGAUUUGGCUUGCUGAAUGAGGAAAGUUGGCAAGACAGCAAAGCUAGAGAGAUGGACGCAGUGCUCUGGGCGCUCUGUGCCUAUAUUGGGUCCUUUGUGCCUGGUUACAUCAGUGCUUACAGGGAGAGGCAGAAUAAGGCCAUGAGGAGAACUAGCUUGUACCUCAGAAGGCUUGGAGAAAUGGGAGCGAAAAAAAGGAGGAUUUUGUGUGUUGGCAGUUGCUGAGCUGGGCAGAAUUAGCAGUGCCACCAGAUUUCUUGGAAGGCUGUUCAGAUCCAAGCCUUGGCAUUGCCAGUCAAGGCCAAGGGGGAUCUGACCACAGCCCUGCUUCUGCCUCCCCUGUAGGUACUUGUAGGAAGUGGUGGUGGUAGUGCAGUGUUUUGCUUUGCUUGUUUGUGUUUGGCGCAGGCUUUACCACCUCUCUGCCCAGGACAUUUUGGUGUGUACUCUCUUUCCUGAACCCACGUUGUCAGCUUUCUGGGAUAUUUCUCUUGAGUUGUGGAUGGGGAUAAUGUGUGGUACAGUCUUGCAGAUGGUAGUAAGUGUCCGACUGCCGAUGAUAUGACAUUGGUCACCUUCUGUAGAUUACCUUGGGGACAGUUAGCAUAUUCCUUGAUCCCAGAUGGGUGGAAAGUAUCAGGGAAGAUGGAAAAGAGCUUGUCAGUGGUAGGGAGUACUGGAAGACCUGAAUGGGGGCUUAAUUCUAGCUCAGGAGCUGUAAUCAAGUGACUUAGAUGCUCAGGCUAUGUUGUGCUCCUAGAUCAUGCUUUCUGCAUGUCAAAACACAUGGAUUCAGCCAGCUGGGAAACAGAAGAAUCAAAGAUCCUCAUCCAACUGGUUUGUUUAUUUGUGUUGGGCCUGAUUUCAUAGCUAUAAAUGUGCUGUGAUCAGGCUUUGUUGCUAAAGAAGACUUGCUGCAGUCCACAGAGACUUGUCAGCUUCUUUUUUUGACUGAGGAGGUGGAGGGACAGGAUUAUUUGUAAUCUUGGGUGUCAGCUUUCCUCUGUAGCAACUGUUGAAUCUGGAGCAAAUGGUGUAGUACUGCUGCGGCUGUCCUGGAAUGGGAGAAUAAAGGUCGGACUGCAAUUAAUUAGGAAACUAGUACUAGGGAGAAAAGAAAUUCGUGCUUGGAGAUGCAAACUCCCAGAAAAAAAUGUAGCUGGCUCAAUGUUUACUUUUAUAAAAGAGUAACUUUUUAUUGUUUUUUAUUAAUUUUAAGACUAGUGGAACGUAAUAAGAGUGUUGGAUGUUGUUCAGAAAUGGAUUGUAUAAUCUCAGCUUGUUAGUUUAGGAAAUGAUAAUAUAUUAACUUUGUCCUGUAGCUGGUUGCUCACAUGGCCAAUAAUCUUCUGUUGUGUUCAGCUGCCAAAGGAUUGCAUGCUGGCCUUCACGAUGCGGGCCAGGCGGACAGCGUAACUUACCAGUUGGACAGUGAAAUAUUUGAGAUACAUGUGAUCAGGCUGUGGAGUGGAAGAUAAGUUAUCAAAAUGUGAGUGCCACUGGCUUUUUCUGAGCUAAGUUAAAAUGUAUGUUUCUGGGUUUUGUUUGGGUUGUGGUCUCUCUCUAAUUUUUGAGGAAAAGAGCACUCAGCUCAACUGUGUUUAUUGGUUUAAUUAAAAGCAACCUGCACUUUUUUAAUUGGUUAAUACCCUUAUGUUCCCCAUAGCAGGUGUACCCUAUUUUUGUGUGUAAUUUGCACUAACCACUUUAACAUGGCACUGACUGACUAAUCUGGGUAUUUCCAGCAGGCUUUGAGUGUAAAUAAGUUGUACUUUAUUUUCAUUGUUAUUAAAAAUGAAGAUGAGACACCAGAUCUCUGCUUCUUACAGAGGGUAGCACGGAGGUGGAGGGUGAACUUUUCUCUCUGAAAUGCUGUUUGACAUUGAACACCUCAGUUUAAUGCCACAAACAUCAAUGUGGAACAUGAUAAUUGUAGUUUAAACAACUUGACCUCCCGUCUGUUCCCCCACCUGAGGGACAGAGUUUUGUCCCUUUAUUUGCGGGUUUGCAGGGAAUGACCUGGCUCUAUAAAAGCCAGAUGUGACUCGGCAACACUUGGCCUGCUGCGUCCCAGGUAUCAGUAAACUGAGCAAAGUUUGUGUGUUACUUUUCCACCUGAUCAUUGUUACCCAAGGAGCCUUUUCCAAUUUCAAAUAAUAAAAAUGAAAGUUUUGUGAACUUAA
Molecule: messenger RNA, 6975 nt
Organism: Rhea pennata
Lineage: Eukaryota; Metazoa; Chordata; Aves; Rheiformes; Rheidae
Gene: FBXO31
Product: F-box protein 31
Exons: 10
Coding region: 1-1734 (577 amino acids)
Biological process (GO): SCF-dependent proteasomal ubiquitin-dependent protein catabolic process
Cellular component (GO): SCF ubiquitin ligase complex
Molecular function (GO): protein binding
Source: RefSeq, a predicted model, not a curated record